Hordeum vulgare subsp. vulgare (domesticated barley) is the source of this 1755-nucleotide messenger RNA. Its product is annotated as ninja-family protein MODD-like. The coding region runs from base 331 to 1545 and encodes 404 amino acids. The transcript is spliced from 4 exons. Lineage: Eukaryota; Viridiplantae; Streptophyta; Magnoliopsida; Poales; Poaceae. Gene Ontology annotation, biological process: negative regulation of DNA-templated transcription; signal transduction. The record is from RefSeq and is a predicted model, not a curated record. Gene Ontology annotation, cellular component: nucleus.
ACAUGUGUCCCGCCGGGCGGGCGGCGUACCGUGCCCGCGCUUCCCAAACUACCCCUCCCCCUAAAAGCAAAAGGGCGGAGCGAGCGGGGGGCCCGUAGCCCGUAGAGGAGCAAAUUAUUUUUGUUGCGAGGGAGCGCCUUGCCUCCUUCCUCUCCGUGCGAAACACCAGCGGCGGCGAGAAAGAGCGGGACAGCAAUGGCGUCGGGCUCCCUCCUCGGCUGCGCAAUCCUCGUCCUUCUCUGACGAGCGCUGGAGCGUCCUCUGGCGAAGCAACGAGUCCGUGCGGGAGCUUCCCCUGUCCGGUGACCGGUCCGUGCGCGUGCGGCGCCCAUGGAGGCCUACUCGAGGGACCUGCUGCGCGGCCUCGGCGGGGGAGACGAGGCCGGUCGGGGCGAGGAGAAGCCGCGGCGCUUGGAUUCGCAGGCCGAGGAGGUCGAGCUUAGCCUCGGGCUGUCGCUCGGGGGCCGGUUCGGGCAGGAGAGGAGGAGGGGCGAGGGGCUCGCCAGGUCCUCGUCGGUCGCCUGCAUCCAGCAGGCGGCGCUGGCGCCGCCCGCGCUCGGCAGGACGAACUCGCUGCCGACCAUGGCGGAGGCGGAGGCGGGGAACGACCCCGCUUCCCCUAGGAGCGGCGCUGAGGUCCAGCCGCAGGGGAGUGGUGCCCCUCUUAACGGCGUCGUGGCGGAGCCCGCAGCUUUGCCACGGGCGAGCUUGAGCCCGUCCCCAGGCUCGUCGGACGGCCAAGGGAAGCUGCGGGCGAGCUUGAGCCCCCCGUCCACAGGCUCGUCGGACGGCCAAGGUACCAUCACGAGGACAAGUUCACUCCCUGCUGGCAUUGAGGAUGGGUGGAGGAAGAGGAAGUUAGCCCACACUCUCGAAAAGCUCGGGAUGAAGAGGAGGAUCGAGACGAUGAACUCUUCCAACGUUUCUGGAGAGGACAUUGGAGAGAAAGUAGAAAAUUACGAUGAUCCUUCUAUGAAGAGUGAGCAGGCAGGAGGAAUGCCAAAAGUACAAAGAAUGAACCAUAGCAAUGUCAGGCGUCGCUCAAGUGGGCUUCCUCCACCAUAUCAGCCUCCGGCUGCAUCACAACGUAGCUGCUUGCCAGGGAAUCCAAGAAGGCAAAACUCAGCUUUGAAAGGAACUCCUGGCGCUCCUGAGCGGAGCCUGUCAUCGGCUGUUCUGCCCUCGUCUGAGGGUGCAAAGAGCACUGCCGUGACAACCUCUUCAUCUUCAGCAUCGGCGGUGAGAGCAGCAUCCCUUGUCAUCUCCAAAGGAGAGCAGCAAGAUGGUUCAGAAAGGACCGCUGCAAGAGCGAGUGCGGCAGACAUGAUGGUGCGGAAGAUGCCACCGGUGUACACCAGUGGGCUCCCCAACUGCGAGAGGAUCGACGGCUUCCUGUACCAGUACAGCAGAGUUGACGAGGUGAGGAUUGUGUGCGUGUGCCAUGGUAGUUUCCUGACUCCGACGGAGUUUGUGGCGCAUGCUGGAGGCGGCAAAGUCGCCAACCCGAUGAGGCACAUCGUCGUCAACCCCCCGUCUUCGCUUUAGACCGGCGCGUGCAUGCAGGUCGAGCAAGUGCUCCGUGUGUGGCUUCAGCAGCCCUAAGCUUAGCUUGGAAUUAGAAAUCUCAUCGUGAGACUGCAUUUUAUGUUUUACAGACUUUUACAUCACAGUGCUUAUUAUCCUGAACUGAAGACAUGGUGGGAGAUUUGCUCCUGCAGACAACUAAAUAGCAAACAUAUGACAGGUUGAACAUUA